AUGGCUAGCCCACAGGUUCUCGUGUUCGAUGCUGAGGGCCGCCCUGUGAAGUUUGACACCUGGCUCGAUGACCUGCACCUCUACCUACAGCUCACAGCCAAGGAUGACAUCUCACUGUACGAUCACGCCCUAGGCCAUGUCACUGCCCCUGCUGCUACUGCUGACAGCACUGCUCGCUCACAGUGGCAGACUCGUGAUGCCCACGCUCGCUUUGCCAUUCGCAACUCCCUGCCGAUAGACGAACGCGAGCACUUUGGUCAGCACAAGACUGCACAGGCACUGUACACAGCUGUAGUUGCUCGCUACUCCUCACCUGCCUCUGCCGCACUAGGCCGUCUCUCCCUCCCCUACCUGUUUCCCGACCUGGCCUCCUUUCACACAGUCGCUGACCUCAUCACGCACCUCCGUACUAGUGAGGCCCGCUUCCGUGCCGCCAUGCCUGCUGAGUUCCUUGCCACGCACCCCCCUCCACUCUGGCUCACUCUCUACCACCUAGUCACCCGCCUCCCUGACACACUGCGUGCUGUCAAGGACCACUUCCUAGCUCAUUGCCCCACUGAGCUCACCAUUGCCCUCCUCGAGAAGGAGCUACUUGCAGCUGAGACUAGCAUAGUCGCUGUAGGUGCCUCUCGUGGCGACCCCCGUACCCCGUUCUUUGAGGGGUGUUCUCCUUCCCCCCUUCUUCCCUUUGUCGCCUCUGCUGCUGCUGUCGACCUUCUUGGUACUGAGAAGGUCGGCGCUGCGUCUACCUCGAGCGGACGCCGCAGCGGCAAGGGCAAAGGGGGCAAGGGUGGUGGCGGUGACGGCGGGGGAGGCGGCGGUGGGGGCGGUGGAGGCAGUGGGGGUGGUGGCUCGGCUGGAGGGGCGAGUGGUAGCGGUGGGGGUGGUGGCGGCAGUGGCGGGGGAGGUGGCAGGAGUGGAGGCGGCGGUUGGGGUGGCGGUGGACGAGGCGGCGGCAGGGGUUGGGGUGGUCGAGGAGGUGGCAGCGGUGGUGGUGGCCGUGGAGGCACUGGCGGUGGCCAGGGCCAGCAGCACACUCCCUCGCCCCAGGAGGUCCGUGAGUGGUACUCUCAGCACGGGGGUGGGGGUGGUCUUAGCUGCACGUACGUCAUUCGCACUGGUGACCGCACUGGUCAGCAGUGUGGACGACCGCACGCCACACAGCGCUGCUUCUCUCGUCUCGACGACGCUUGGCGUGUUCAGUUCCCUCAGGCCACUGAGCUGCCCCGCUGGCUUGAUCUCCUAAAGAAGGGGAUUGAUAUCUAUGCUCUAGACUUUGAUGCUAUUCUAUUUGCCAUGUAUGUGAUGUCUACUAGUGGAGAGGGUGCUGAGUACUUGUAUGUGCCGCCCGACCCGGGCAUUAGGGCCAGUGCGUCUGCCGCUCCAGGUACUCGCGUGUCUGCUACCCCAGGUGCUGGUGAGGCCGCUGCUCUAGGUGCUCGUGUGUCUCCCCCCCUUGGUACUGCGUCGACUGCUGCACUGCACACCUUCACACUGGACUCAGGUGCUUCUCGCUGCUUCUUUCGUGACCGCACUGCCCUUGAGCCGCUUGCUCGGCCAGUUGCUGUCUCCCUUGCUGACCCCUCUGGGGGUCCGAUCAUUGCGACCUCUUCCACUGUCCUUCCCUGCCCUGCGGACGGGGGUGUUCACCAGUUCACCCCUGCCUACGAGCGCGUGACACACUGCACGUGUGCUCGUACGGGCCGUCACUUGGCUACCUUCACUCGGCAGCCACGGUCGGACCUGUACACACUGACUACUGAGUUCGCUCAGGUUGCUGCGACUGCGUCCGCGUCCGCGUCAGGUCAGCUGUCCGCCCCCUGCUCGUGUCGCUCUUUGGCACACGAGACUGUCCUCUGGCACCACCGCCUUGGCCACCCGUCUGUGCAGCGGCUUCGUGCCAUGCACUCCCGGUACCUUGUCUCUGGCCUGCCCAGGGUCCUUCCUGCCCUCCCACCCUCGCCUGCUCCUACCUGUCUCCCCUGUGUCGAGGGACGGCAGCGCGCCGCUCCUCACUCCUCCUCGUUACCCCCGACGACUGCUUCCUUGCAGACACUCCACAUGGACGUGUGGGGCCCAGCCCGCGUCCGUGGUCAGGGUCAGGAGAGGUACUUCCUGAUAGUUGUUGACGACUACUCGCGCUACACCUCGGUCUUCCCCUUGCGCACCAAGGGUGAGGUCCUUGAUGUCUUGAUCCCUUGGAUCCGCAGAGCCCGUCUCCAGCUCAGCGAGCGUUUUCACUCGGACUUUCCUGUCCUGCGCUUGCACUCUGACAGAGGUGGUGAGUUCUCCUCCGACCUCUUGGCAGCCUACUGUGCUGAGCACGGCAUUGAGCAGUUGUUCACGCUUCCGGCUUCUCCACAGCAGAAUGGGGUUGCGGAGCGCCGCAUUGGCCUGGUCAUGGAGGUCGCCCGUACCUCCUUGAUCCAUGCGGCUGCCCCCCACUUUCUGUGGCCGUUUGCGGUCCGGUACGUUGCGCAUCAGCUCAACCUCUGGCCCCGUGUCUCCUUGCCGGAGACCUCGCCCACGCUGCUGUGGACGGGGGAGGUUGGCGAUGCGUCGCGUUUCUGGGUCUGGGGGUCUCGAGCUUUUGUCCGCGAUACGUCUGCGGACAAGCUCUCCUCCCGUGCUGUUCCCUGCGUCUUCCUCGGCUUUGUCCCAGACGCGUCUGGUUGGCAGUUUUACCACGCCACCUCGCGCCGAGUCUUGCCCUCCCAGGACGUCACUUUUGACGAGUCCGUCCCCUACUACCGCCUCUUCCCCUACCGCACUGCCCCGCUCCCCCCCCCGCCUCUCUUCCUCGCGCCAGGUGCUGCUGUUGCAGACCCCCUCCCCCCUCAGGGUGCCGCUCUCUCAGGUGUGUCUCAGGUAGACCCGGUUGAGCCUGUUGAGGUAGCUGUCGACUCUCGUCCUGCUGGGGGUGCUGAGCCUGGGGGUGCUGAGCCUGGGGGUGUGGAGCCUGGGGGUGUGGAGCCUGGGGGUGUGGAGCCUGGGGGUGUGGAGCCUGGGGGUGUGGAGCUUGAGGGUGCUGAGCUUGGGGGUGUGGAGCCUCGUGGUGCUGAGCUGCGGAGUCCGAAGUGUGGGGGUUCUGAGUCUGGAGGUACUAGGCCUGGGAGUCCUGCACCUGGAGGAGCCCUCUCCUCGGAGCAGCUGCGUGCGUGGUACUUAGAGUACUGCAGCCUCCGGAGAGGUACCGCUCGAGCCGGAUGUACUACUGGGACUGGUGCUAGUGCUUCUUCUCCCGUUCGGGAGCUCCCCUCCCGCGAGUGGAUCCGUGAGUGGUACGAGCGGCGCUGCACUCUUCGGAGUGGCGUGCCUCGUGUUACAGACCCCGCUGCUGUUGGAGCUGCUGCUGGUGCUGAGGACCCGGGCGUUGGAGCUGCUGCUAGUGCUGAGGACCCGGGCGUUGGAGCUGCUGCUGGUGCUGAGGACCCGGGCGUUGGAGCCGCUGCUGGUGCUGAGGACCCGGGCGUUGGAGCUGCUGCUGGUGCUGAGGACCCAGGCGUUGGAGCUACCGCUGGUGCUGCGGACCCGGGCGUUGGAGCUGCUACUUGUGCUGAGGACCCAGGCAUUGGAGCUCCCGCUGGUGCUGAGGACGUGGGCGCUGGAGCUGCUGCUGGUGCUGCGGACCCUGGUGCGGGUGUCUCUGCUGGCUCUGGUGUCGCUGCUCGGUAG
Messenger RNA from Closterium sp. NIES-65, 3675 nucleotides. The record is from the annotation of a GenBank genome assembly. Lineage: Eukaryota; Viridiplantae; Streptophyta; Zygnematophyceae; Desmidiales; Closteriaceae.